Molecule: messenger RNA, 1148 nt
Organism: Yamadazyma jaroonii
Lineage: Eukaryota; Fungi; Ascomycota; Pichiomycetes; Serinales; Debaryomycetaceae
Source: the annotation of a GenBank genome assembly
AUGAAGUAUUCUACUGCUUUGGUAAUUGCUAGUUUAGCAUGUUCAACUUUAGCUAAUUUUGAUAAAGAUCAUAAAGGAAAAGAUCAAGGUAAAGAUCAUGGUAAACCAGGUAAAGGUGAAGAUUGUGAUACUACCACAACCCCUGUUGUUCCAACCACUACUCCAACUACUGAUUGUGAUACCACUACCACUCCUGUUGUUCCAACUACUACUCCAACUACUGAUUGUGAUACCAUUACUACUCCAGAAGUACCAACUACUACUCCAACUACUGAUUGUGACACUACCACUACUCCUGUACCAACUACUCCAACUACUGAUUGUGACACUACCACUACUAAACCAAAAUGGCCUACUAAGACUAAACCUCAAUGGCCAACCACUGAUUGUGAUACCACUUUAAAAACCAAAUCCAAACCAGAAUGGCCAACCAAGACUAAAUCUAAGCCAGAAUGGCCUACUACUGAUUGUGACACCACCAGUACUCCAACUACCAGUCCUACUACUCCUGCCACUCCUACCACUGACUGUGACACCACUACCACACCUGAAGUUCCAACUACUACUCCAACCACUGAUUGUGACACUACUACCACACCUGAAGUUCCAACUACUACUCCAACCACUGACUGUGAUACCACCACCCCUGUAGUUCCAACUACUCCAUCCACACCAACCACUGAUUGUGACACUACCACUACCAAACCAAAAUGGCCAACUAAAACCAAGAGUAAACCAGAAUGGCCCUCAAAGACUAAAACUAAACCACACUGGCCAACUACUGAUUGUGACACCACCAGUACUCCACCAAGCACUCCAACUACUGAUUGUGAUACCACUAGUUCCACUACAAGCACUGAUUGUGAUACCACUAGUUCAACCACAAGUACUGAUUGUGACACUACUUCCACACCUCCAGUAACUUCAAGUGUUCCACCAUCAAGUGUCCCACCAUCAAGUGUACCUCCAUCAAGUGUACCUCCAUCAAGUGUACCUCCAUCAAGUGUACCUCCAUCAAGUGUUCCACCAACUAGUAGUGUACCUCCAUCAAGUGUACCUCCAUCAAGCGUUCCACCAUCAAGUGUACCUCCAUCAAGUGUUCCACCAACCAGCAGCGCUCCACCAUCAAGUGUCCCACCAUCAAGUGU